UGUAGCCCAUUCAGCACCGGUGGCUAUAAACUCAUCCAGUGCACAUGAGAAUGAGGAUUGCUAUGAUGGGCAUUGAGAAUCUCCCUGAAGUUCAAGUUCGGGACAUCUUUGAAUGUUUCAAAUGUAAACUGACGUUUGACGAGAAGAAUGUUUAUUUGCAGCAUCUGUUUUCGUUCCACCAGAAGACUACUAAAAGAUACAAACUUGGGACACCUGUUGGAGAGGGUGUGAUAAUCAAAGAUGGAAAAUACGAAUGCCAGUUCUGCCACAAGGUUUUUCAGGAAAGGCGUAGCUAUAAUGGUCAUGUAGGUAGUCAUGUCAGGAACACUGGAAAAAGCUCUGGUAAACUAGGUGCUCCUGUUGAUGCCCCUGUAAAUGCUGAGUCCUCGUUGCUGGAUGGAGAAAGGUCAUCAAAGAUGGAUGCUUUGGUUGAAAUUGCUCAUAAUUCUAUUUUUGAGACUUCAACUAAUGUAAAUACUGAAGAAACCACCACAAAUCAGUCUGCUGUAGUUUUGAGAGUAGAAGAAGCUCAGGCAGCCUUGAGUUGUCCUGAAGGAAAAUUAACUCCAGAUCCUGUUAAAAUUCAAGCAGAGGAUUGCAGUGUUGACAGAAACUCUUCUUGAAGACUUGGAUCAUGGUAGCCAAGCCUUCGACAAAGGACAAUGGCAUCCCGAAUGAUGAUAAAUUUAAUAAUGUGACCAUCAAGGCAGAUACCACUUGCAUAAGUGACUCGGGGGCCGCUAGGUCAUGUGAGAUUCAGAAGUGUGAGAACAGUAGCUUGGAAGUGAAUCAUGAAAACAGAUCCUUGCAGCCUAGUGAGGAUCAUCUACAAAAUGCACCUGAGCUUACUGUUGAAGAGAUUAUGUUUGAAGGUGGAGUUUCUUCGGGUCCCUUGAGCCAGUCAUUUCAGUUCUUCCCACCCUUUGAUUCCAUGUCAAAUAAGGGAGAGCAUGAAUUUUCUGUGGUUGAUCAAAAGCUUGAGAAUGUUACUGGGUUUGAAGAGCUCAGGUUUGAUGAUAUGGAGCCAUUCAAGUAUGGUUUUGGGAAUGAGCAAGAGUUGUCCCUUUUGCCAGGGGGCUCCAUCAAUCUGGAUAGUAACAACGGGAUGGAAGAUGAAUUUAAUACUUCAGUUGGAUUUGGUCAAGAGGAAAUUAUGCUGAAUACUCUGCACACAAACCAGCUAACCGUGUGUGUUUGGUGCAGAGCAGAGUUUAAACUCGAGGGUUUUGAAUCAGAAACUCUAUCAGAUUCUAUAGGUUAUAUGUGUCCAACGUGCAAGGCCAAAAUAUCUGGACACUUUGAUGGAGGUCUCUCAAUGGAUUCUCAUAAUUUCUGACUUUUGGGCAACAUCACAGCUGCUAUUGUGGUAGCAGUCCUUUUGAGGAGAGAAGUUCCAAAUGGUAUUAUUGAGGAGCUGAUCUUAUUCCGUUGUUGCAGUAUAUAUGAGACUAACUCGACCAUGCCACCGGAGGUAAAUUCUCAUUGCUAACUCUUAACUACUUUUGCUCCUACUUCCCAUGGAUGCUUAAGUUGUUUAAACAUGAAGCUGAAACCCUAUCAUAGCUAGUAUUAUGUCUAUCGAUCUCUCUCUAUCGUACAUCUAUACUAUAUGGUAGCCCGAGUUCCUUUAAGAUAUUAGGGAUACCAUGCUAGUACUUGUAUGUGUCUCCCAUUGUAAUAAACUAUAAAUGUGUGUAUAUGUAUGUCAAUGAGAAGCGGGCUAUAUCGGCAUUUGGUCCA
Molecule: messenger RNA, 1740 nt
Organism: Salvia hispanica
Lineage: Eukaryota; Viridiplantae; Streptophyta; Magnoliopsida; Lamiales; Lamiaceae
Source: RefSeq, a predicted model, not a curated record